AUGAAAUGGGAUAUGCAGAUGGAAGAAAUCGAAGCCAUUCUCGAAAAAAUUUGGGACCUUCACGACAAGCUCAGCGACGCAAUUCACUUGGUUUCCAGAUCCCACUUUCUCACUUCCCUCAAAACCCUCAAAAACUCUUCGCCGCUUCCCAAUUCCACCGCUAACCCCGCUGCUGACACCUCGGGUUUCGUCUUCGUUAAGGACUCCGCCGCCGACGACGACUCCGCCGUUCGUGAAGCCAAGAGUCUCAACGCUAUACGGACCGCACUCGAGAACCUCGAAGACCAGCUCGAGUUCUUUCAU
Messenger RNA from Vigna umbellata (rice bean), 303 nucleotides. Lineage: Eukaryota; Viridiplantae; Streptophyta; Magnoliopsida; Fabales; Fabaceae. The record is from RefSeq and is a predicted model, not a curated record.